Messenger RNA from Equus caballus (horse), 2161 nucleotides. It is a transcript of the gene MRPL22, whose product is annotated as mitochondrial ribosomal protein L22. NCBI's taxonomy places the organism in Eukaryota, Metazoa, Chordata, Mammalia, Perissodactyla, Equidae. The record is from RefSeq and is a predicted model, not a curated record. Gene Ontology annotation, biological process: translation. Gene Ontology annotation, cellular component: ribosome; mitochondrial large ribosomal subunit. Gene Ontology annotation, molecular function: structural constituent of ribosome.
UUUGGUAAAUUGACAUUAAUGAAUCAGUUAUACCUGUUAUGAAUGAAAUAUUAAUGUCCUUCAUAAAUCUGUAGCUUACUAACAGGGAAUACUUUGCUCAUCUGGCCACGUAGUUCAUACACUGUGCCAUUAUGUGCAGUGUCCCUUAAACUUGCUGAUCUGCUAGCUACAAACAUUUAAAAAAUUAGUUGUAUCUCUAGCUUAAAAGAGGGCCAGACAAUAUUUACCAUUCUACCUCAUUCUUAUCUUUAGUAUUAGAAUAUGUAGUUAAAGAAAUAAUAGUGGGUGGGGUAGUGAAUAAAUCCUAUAGUAUAAGUUAAAAUGAAUGUCACCAAUUUAGGCAUGUUUUAGGCCACUCCUAAUACGUAUUUUUUAGACUACCUUCCUAAUUUAGCUUGCACCAAUUUCCAAACAAUAUCGAUUCCUGUGCAGACUUUAUCUUACAUAUGCCUUCACCAUGGUAAAGAAAAUAAGUCAGAGAGAAAUUAAAUGGCUUUCUUCAUAAUAGUUAUACCUUGUUAAUUUGGGCUUGAGUUUACUUUUGCAAUAUUGUUGAAGAAAGCUAUGUUAAAUAAAUUAAAAUUUUAGUGAGACUAUAUCAAAACUGUUUGAACAACCAUUUGUAUAAGAGGCAUGUUGUUAAAUUAUAGAUUAAUUGACAUACUGAUAAUAUGUCAUGCUUAUAAGUCGUUAAUGUAGACCACAGAAGGCUCUAGUAAGGACUUUUAUUAGGUGAUACUUUCUUGUCAUUUGAGUUAUGUGCACUUAAAAAUAAAUUAACUUCUUUAAAAGUUACUGGUUAAGACAUUUCAUAAUUGAGACUAACUUUUACUUCAUUUGAAUAACUGUUUUGCUCAUUAUAUCCUAACUUAACUUUACCUAAUUUGCUCUAUAGGUUAGUUAAUGGCAGUGAUAUUUAACCAGACCUUCUGACUUCCGGCCUUCCCACUCUGUUUGCCAUGAUGGGUUUAUUUACUGAGAUUUUUGUUUGAUUUAUCUUUAAGAAGUGCCCUUAGACAUUGCACCUACCUCAAGUAAAUCUUGAGCUUCUUAGUUUUAGGAGAGGAUGAUUGAAGAACUUUCCCCCUUUUCCAGUAAAUACUUGAUUCCUUUUUUCCCAUGCUCUUGCCAGGAUUACAGUAUCUUUUUUACAAAAUUUGAAGAUAAUCCUAUACGAUUCAGGCUUAAGAUAGCCCACCAGGGGAAACCAAGAAUUGAAAGGUUUCUAUAUAAAAGAUUUUAUUGACUGUAUUAAUUUUUGCAGAUUAAUAUUAUCAGUCAUGACAGUUCUUCUUUCCUCUCCUGCACUCCCUGGGACAUUUUAUUGCUGAAAAUGUAAUUAGGCUAUUGCUACAGUUUUCAGCCUGUCAGCUUCUAUUGCAAGUGAAAUGAAAUCUGCUACAUAUUAAAAGAUGGCCACUUUAGAAAACUGUCGUUUCUAAGGCAUUUGAAAAUUUCCAGCGAGAGUCAGAAUGUUAGGAAGUUCUGAGUUCUCCUUGCUAUUGUUUUCCUUGACAAAUGUUCUCUAAUUUUUUUAAAGUGGUGAUAUGAUGUAGCAGUGAAAGAAGGUGGGUUUUAGAAUCAUAAGGGGAAGUUUGAAGCUACACCUGCCAGACGUUGUAUCAGGCACUUGCUCGGAAAUCUAUCAUUGUCGAAGGCAAAUAAAAUACAGCAAAGACAAGAUGUGGUAUUUGGCAAAACUGAUACGAGGAAUGUCCAUUGACCAGGCUUUGGCUCAGUUGGAAUUCAGUGACAAAAAAGGGGCCCAAAUAAUUAAAGAGGUUCUCUUAGAAGCACAAGAGAUGGCAGUGAGAGACCACAAUGUGGAAUUCAGAUCCAAUUUAUAUAUAGCUGAGUCCACCUCAGGGCGAGGCCAGUACCUGAAACGCAUCCGAUACCACGGCAGAGGUCACUUUGGGAUCAUGGAGAAGGUUUAUUGCCAUUAUUUUGUGAAGUUGGUGGAAGGCCCCCCACCUCCACAUGAAGCACCCAAGACAGCACUUACCCACGCCAAAGAGUAUAUUCAGGAGCUCCGGAACCGGACCAUCAUUCACACUCUAUGAUGGGGGAAUUCAGACUCCACAGUGUAUAUAUUUUGCCAUUUAUUUCCUAAAAACAAACAAAAAUUAAAGACAAAUGCUUUUUAUGAUUUGUCAUCAAA